AUGAUUUCCUCACUCAUUUUCUGCUUCAUUGUUGGCGCAGUUUUAGCAGCCGAAGAAGACUCUAGAUCUGCCUACAUCAAAACUCAAGAGAACAAGCGUUUACAUGGCUAUGUUGUCAAGAAAAUCGAUUCUACGGAUGAAAUGUCAUGCAGCCAAGCAUGUUUAAGGCAUUCUUGGUGUACCUCUUCUAACUUCAAAGAGUCCACGGGUAACUGUGAACUGAACAAGCAUGAGUUCUCUACAACUGAUGAUGACACCAAGCUCACUGAUAAUCCAGGCACAACGUUUUCAAUGUUUCUUAAGGUAAGAAAAGUUCUGAAUUUUCAUUGCUUAGACAACAAGGGCGUGCGUGUGCAGACGAGCCCAAUUUCCGCGUGCAAGAAGAAAUAGACUCGUGCACCCAGGCUAAGGCAACAACUGUUAAAGCGAAACUGCGUAAAAAAAUAGAAAUUUGGUAAAACAGUGAAGUUGAGUUGUUGUAAAAGAGCACUAGCUAGCACUCGCAUUUCAGUCAUAUGUUUCGUAUGGGAGCGAGCAUGUUUUCCUUUCCCAAAUUUUUCAGUUCCGCCACAUUAUUAUCGAAGGCGAUGUUUUCUUCCCUAACAAGAGGCUUACAUGUUUUGAAAAUAAAGUUAAGAGAAGUACAGAAUGCAAACAACUAUAAAUGUUAAAAGAAGAGGAACGCAGAACCGGCAAUUUAUGUUCAACAUUAGAUUUGCGUUGUGCCGUUAAAAAUGUCGAGGGAUCAGUCUCUGCAAGCUGUAGGAAGUCGAUGGAAAACGAUAUAUAUCAUUAUUUUAGCUCACCGAAGUAACAUAUGAACAUUUUCCUCAGGGCUGCCUAAUGGCUGGAUGCCUUAACGGAGGUUCUUGUUUGUUCGACGAAGGGAAAGAUGCGUUUGCUUGUUCAUGCAAUCCGCAAUGGAGAGGAGAAAAAUGUGAA
This is a messenger RNA of Porites lobata, 942 nucleotides long. Lineage: Eukaryota; Metazoa; Cnidaria; Anthozoa; Scleractinia; Poritidae. The record is from the annotation of a GenBank genome assembly.